AUGGCCAUGCAAUUAUGUAACAGACGUGUCACACAAGUGACAACAAAUCUUGUUCGACAAAUUGCUAAGCCGAAAUCGAUAAAAGUUGAAGAUGAUCAUUUAUUACGCGGAAAUGCAGCUACACUUAGUAUUCGUCAUGCUCAUACUGAUGUUCAAGUACCGAAUUUUGAUUAUUACCGACGUAAAGCACGUCUUGAUCCAUCAAAAUCUUAUCGUGAUGCUGGCGAUGCAACUUCACCUUAUUCUUAUUUAACUCCAAUUGGUAUGGCCGUAACAUCAGCUUAUAUGGCAAAAUAUAUCAUUCGAGAUAUUGUUGCUUAUGUUGGUCCAGCUAGAGAUGUUAUGUCACUGGCUAAAGUCGAAAUAAGUCUUGAUGCUGUACCAGAAGGCAAAAAUGCUGUAUUUGAAUGGCGUAAUAAACCCAUCUUUGUUCGUCAUCGAACACCAGAAGAAAUUGCACGCGAAGAAGGUGUUAAUGUUAGUCAAUUACGUGAUCCACAAAAUGAUGCUGAUCGAGUGAAAAAAUCUGAAUGGUUAAUUGUUAUUGGUAUUUGCACUCAUCUUGGUUGUAUUCCAAUUGCGAAUGCCGGUGAUUUCGGUGGUUAUUAUUGUCCAUGUCAUGGUUCACAUUAUGAUGCAUCAGGACGUGUACGUAAAGGUCCUGCACCACUCAACCUUGAAGUUCCUCAAUAUGUGUUCAAAGAUGACAGUACCGUUGUCAUCGGUUAA
Messenger RNA from Adineta steineri, 729 nucleotides. The record is from the annotation of a GenBank genome assembly. Lineage: Eukaryota; Metazoa; Rotifera; Eurotatoria; Adinetida; Adinetidae.